Colletotrichum phormii is the source of this 1320-nucleotide messenger RNA. RefSeq lists its product as uncharacterized. The transcript has 4 exons. NCBI's taxonomy places the organism in Eukaryota, Fungi, Ascomycota, Sordariomycetes, Glomerellales, Glomerellaceae. The record is from RefSeq and is a predicted model, not a curated record. Gene Ontology annotation, molecular function: metal ion binding. The coding region runs from base 1 to 1320 and encodes 439 amino acids.
AUGGAAUCGAACCUUGCCCGUUCCCCUUCCGAAAUAUCAUACUCGCCAGAGGGCUCCCGAGGCUCUACUCGCAACACGACGCCCGAAUUCGAGGCUUCAUCGGCACCGAACGGUAUCUCCAACCUGCAGAUCAGCGACAGAAAGAUGGACAGCUCCCGCGUCGUCUUCUUCGAUUCCGAGAACCCGCCUCAGCAGUUUUAUCCUCCCGAAUAUUCUCAGUCUGGAUCUGGGCAAACCUCGAUGAGACACAACCUUGCAAACGCUCCCCGUAGCGUCGAUGCCCCAAACUGGCACAUGGGCAUGAGUAUGGGAGGCGGUCAAGGCCACAAGCACUACAGCUCAUUCAGCUCGUCGGCCAGCGGCACCGAGUACAUGAUCAUGGGAUCACCAGUGCAGGAACGUCAGGCUUCGAGCAUGGGAAGGAACACGAAUAUCGACACUUCGGGCUUCCAUGGCUACUGUCUGGAUCGCGGAAACGGCAACUACACCAGAUUGAUUCCUGCUGACUCGCUUCCACCUUUGGUUGGUAUACCGGCCAUUCAGAAUGGGGCUGAAGGUUUGCUGGUUCUCCCACAGCCUCGAGGCGCGGACCCUCAGAACUUGGCUGGCAGCCCUGUCCAGCCUGUUGCCUUUAGAUCACCUCCGUCUUCACCGGCACCGGUAUCUGAUGCCCUUCAGAUCGUAGCCACCUCCCCCAACUCGCCAAAGAAGCCCAAGAUCUACUGUGACAAGUGGGUUCACGAGGGCGUCUGCGCAUUCACCCAGCAAGGUUGCAAGUACAAGCAUGAGAUGCCCCUUGACAAGGCAACACAGCACUCACUUGGUCUUUUCCAUGGGUUGCCAGCGUGGUGGAAGAAGCAGCAGACAGAAGUCCGGCAACAGCAACAGCAGCCUCAGCAGCCUCAGGGCAGCGGAGCUGAGGUCUACCUUGACCUUCGUCAGCAAUCUCAAAGCGGCCCGGAUUCACCCAUCAUUGGUGAUAGGGGUCUUGCUGGCUUGACAAGAGCGACGCCGUCGUGGCGGAGAGGUGAGGGUGGCAGGGGCCAGGGACAGAUGAGCGCAGGAUCACUGGCGAGACCCGGCGCAGGAUACAGGAGCUCGCCUGACUCGAGAUCUACGUACCAGCAGAAUGUGGACUCGCCUACCUCCUCUUGUGUCUGGGGCCCGAUCGGUCCGCCUUCGAAGCAGACUCCCGACCAGAAUCCGCGCACCUACCAGAACAUGAGUGCCUUCGCCACUUCCAACAACUUCGCUUUGCUGAGCUCUCUUGACGCGAACACGGGUGAGAGGGGUGGAGGCCUCAGGUACGAGACUUACUAG